Molecule: messenger RNA, 512 nt
Organism: Paramecium primaurelia
Lineage: Eukaryota; Ciliophora; Oligohymenophorea; Peniculida; Parameciidae
Source: the annotation of a GenBank genome assembly
CAUAUAUAGUAUCGAAGGAUAUAAAAAUGGAAGAUGGGUUGAAGUAACCAAAAACUUUUUGAAGUUUUAAUAAUUAUAGUUUAAUUAUAUUGAUGGCUAAGUAAUUUAUGAAGGUCAAUAUUAAAAUGGUAAAAAAAUUGGGAAAUGGGAUAUUAAAGUUAAGAAUGAUUUAAAAGUUGAAAAAAUAUAAAAAUAAAUUUAUAAUUCUUAGUGGUUAUGGAGCUUAUGAUGAAAAAGAACAUAAAAAUGCUAUUUGGCUGGAAUUGAGUGAGAAUUAUCGGAAGUAUUAAUACUAUUAUCAUAAAAGUAUGUAAAUAGAGGUCACAUAUUAUGGAGAAUACAAAAAAGAUAAAAAAAUUGGAAAAUGGGAAAUCCAUUACAAAUAUUCAAGUAAUUAUCCAUUUAAAUAAAUGUAACUAUUAUAUAUCUAUAUAAACGUGAUAGAGGUGGUGGAUCAUAUAAUGAUGAAAGUGUUAAAUAUGGUAAUUGGAUAGAAUUGAGUGAUUAUUUUU